GACGUCACUAGCGAGACGCGUCGAUUGGCGGUCGGUGCCGUUCCCAAAUGCAUACGAGCCCAGCAAAAGUCCUCGAACAAAUUUAAAUAAAUGCCCCAAUCAGUCUCUCCUUAACUUCUAUCUCACCCCUCUUCCCAUCGAUAGUACGUUCAACGACGAGUUCACUGACCACCAUGUCCACCGCGUCCCUCGAUAGGAAGACCAUCCUCGACACCGACCCGUGGCUCGAGGAAAAUGUCGCUGCUAUCAUUCACCGCCACGACCUGUUUAGGAAUUGGAAGAACAAGUUGGAGGAAACUGAGGGCGGAUAUGACUCUUUCACCCAGGGUUAUAAGAAGUUUGGUCUGAAUGUGUUGCCGGAUAAGUCGGUAGUGUAUAGAGAGUGGGCACCGAAUGUCAAAGAGGCCGUAUUGACAGGCGAUUUCAACGAAUGGAGUAGGGAUUCGCAUCCUAUGCAAAGGAACGAGUUUGGCGUCUGGUCAAUUACUGUUCCUCCUACUUCAGACGGAAAGGUCGCGAUCCCUCACGAUUCCAAGCUCAAGAUCUCCAUGGUCACCCCUUCAGGUGAACGUAUCGAGCGUCUUCCUGCUUGGAUUACUCGCGUCACACAGGACCUGUCUGUCUCUGAGGUAUACGACGCUCGCUUCUGGAAUCCACCUGAGGAAGAGAAGCACAAGUUCAAGCACGCGAAACCUCCUCAACCUCGAAGUGUUCGCAUCUACGAGGCUCACGUCGGCAUUUCCACGAGCGAAUACCGAGUUGGAACGUACAAAGAGUUCACUUCCUAUAUGUUGCCAAGGAUCAAGGAUCUUGGUUACAAUACGAUCCAGCUCAUGGCCAUUAUGGAACAUGCCUACUAUGCUUCUUUUGGAUACCAGGUAACCAGCUUCUUUGCUGCGAGCUCCCGGUAUGGUACUCCAGAAGAUCUGAAGGAACUUGUCGAUACCGCACAUGGCAUGGGCAUCACCGUCCUACUUGAUAUCGUGCAUUCUCAUGCAUGCAACAACGUCCUCGAUGGUUUGAACCAAUUUGAUGGCACCGACCACCAGUAUUUCCAUGAAGGCAGCAGAGGUCGCCACGAACUCUGGGACAGUCGUUUAUUCAACUACGGCCACCAUGAAGUAUUGCGCUUUUUGAUGAGCAACCUCCGUUAUUGGAUUGAGGAGUAUCAGUUUGAUGGCUUCAGAUUCGACGGUGUCACCAGUAUGAUGUACAAGCAUCAUGGAAUCGGUACAGGUUUCUCGGGUGGCUACAACGAGUACUUCGGCGAUACCGUUGAUCUCGAGGCCCUUGUGUACCUCAUGCUCGCGAACGACUCCAUGCAUGAGCUGUAUCCACAAUGUAUCACCAUCGCCGAGGAUGUUUCUGGCAUGCCCCUCCUUUGUAUCCCAGUCUCUAAAGGCGGCGUGGGCUUCGACUAUCGUCUCUCCAUGGCCAUUCCGGAUAUGUGGAUCAAGCUGCUGAAGCACAAACGGGACGACGAAUGGGAUCUGUCCAAUAUCGUGCAUACUUUGACCAAUCGUCGACAUGGCGAGAAGAGUAUCGCUUACGCCGAGAGUCAUGAUCAGGCUUUGGUCGGUGACAAAACCUUGGCGUUCUGGUUGAUGGACAAGGAGAUGUACACCAACAUGUCAGAUCUUACGGAGUAUACCCCUGUUAUUGCUAGGGGUAUAGCUCUACACAAGAUGAUUCGUCUCCUGGUUCAUUCCCUGGGCGGAGAAGGUUACCUGAACUUCGAGGGUAACGAAUUCGGUCAUCCUGAGUGGCUUGACUUCCCUCGCGAGGGUAAUGAAAACUCCUUCCACUACGCCCGCCGACAAUGGAACGUUGUCGACGACCCACUUCUUCGCUACAGGUACCUCAACGAGUUCGACAAGGCCAUGAACCAUCUCGAAGACAAGUAUGGCUGGCUUGCAGCGCCCCAAGCCUACGUUUCCUUGAAGAACGAAGUCGACAAAGUGAUUGUGUACGAGCGCGCGGGGUUGGUGUUUGUGUUCAACUUCCAUCCUACAAAUUCGUUCUUGGAUUACAGAAUAGGCGUCCAGGAGCCGGGAGAAUAUCAUAUCGCGCUUUCAAGUGAUGAAAAGAGGUUUGGUGGAUUCGAUAAUAUUGAUAUCAACUCGAAGUUCUUCACGACGCCGAUGGAAUGGAAUAACAGAAAGAACUGGACUCAUCAGGUAUAUGUCCCGUCCAGGACUUGCAUCGUACUUGCGAAGGUGUAGACUGCUCGGAGGACUUCGACUAUGCUUGAAUUGGAACAGAAACCCAGGAGGGAUUGGUGAUAUACGGCGAACUGCAAUAUGGACAGAAAAAUGUGGAAAUACAGUAACAACUGAUGUAUUAUACGAACCGUUUGGAAUCUUGGACUUUCUUGAAGACAUUGUUCAUGCCGUAGAUAGCGUAAAUGUAUCGGCAGCGCAGUGGCUUCACACUUACAUGUGGACACGAUCAUGGAGUUUCGCAGGCUGACCGCAGCGUUCUCUUCGC
Molecule: messenger RNA, 2487 nt
Organism: Somion occarium
Lineage: Eukaryota; Fungi; Basidiomycota; Agaricomycetes; Polyporales; Cerrenaceae
Source: the annotation of a GenBank genome assembly